This is a messenger RNA of Cercospora beticola, 1068 nucleotides long. RefSeq lists its product as uncharacterized. The record is from RefSeq and is a predicted model, not a curated record. NCBI's taxonomy places the organism in Eukaryota, Fungi, Ascomycota, Dothideomycetes, Mycosphaerellales, Mycosphaerellaceae.
GGCUUUGACUUCCGCGCGUUGCUAGCAAGUGAUGGCUUCAGCCGCUGAUUCAAUCACAAGCAUGGCGAACUGUGAACCGGUUGCUCUACCCGGUUCAUGCGCUCUCGUGGAUCUUAUUAUGGUUGUCGUCGACCGCGCAACCUGUUGUGGCUGAAGGAAGUCGCCAGAGCAGAGGAAGAGUAUUUGAGCAGCCCGUCGCCGUCGCCGUAACCCUCCCAGGUCAUCGAAUCAACACAGACUAGAACACAACAAACAAGCAACUACCACACUCGCUCAAGAUGCACAGCAAGUUCGCGCUCAUUGCUGCUUUCAGCAUUGCCGCUGCCGGCCUCGUCAGCUCAGAGCCACUCGACAGGUCGCUCAUGAUUGAGCGUCGUGAGGCGGCACUGGGAAGUCCAUGGGUGCCCGCCACUUUCAAACGCCAGGACGAUUCUGCAAAUACUCCUGACGAUACAGACGAUGAGGAGACCCCAGAUACACCAGACACCGAUACUCCAGACUCGGACGAUGAUGGGGCAGCUCCUGCGCCCGUGCCUGGCACUGAGCCCACGCCAACGCCAGCGCCGGGAACUGGGGAGGAUUUAGAUGACCAGGACGAUGGAACAGAGGAUGGAGACGAUGAUACCGAUGAUGACACUGUGGUAGCACCCGUGCCAGUGCCUGGUCAAGGUGGCACGACCACUUCCACAUCCCUGACCACCGUGACCCCUUCUGCCACUACCCCAGCUCCGGCACCAGGUCAGACUGGCGAUGAUGAUGAUCAGAACUCGACUUCUACACCAAUGCAAGCCACUGGCGCUGGAGCGAUGGCAACUCCCAUGGCUGGUGUUGCUAUUCUGGCCGCCCUUCUCGCUGUUUAAUGGCAGCGAAAAGGGGUUUCAACGAGAGAGUGCUGAGCAAUGACGAGGAGUGGUUACGGCUGCACGACAAAGUGCUUUACUGUCCUUACUUACGACUGCGAUGAGAAACACGAACGGUACUGUAUUCUGACAGGAAUAGCUGCGAAGAUGUUGUUAAUGAUUUAUGCUCACAAUAAACCCAAGAAUGUCGGAACAGGCUCGCAUUUGC